UCUCGCAGAGCUCCCGGAUCCCCUGCGCCGCGUUUCUCUCUCCUCUGUGACCCCACUAGCAGAGGAUCCGGCGCGGGGAGGGGACACCUGUCCCCGCCGCACUCCGUCCCCGUCCCCGCCCCCGCCGCGCGCGCGCAGCACAGUCACUUGCCUUCCAAUUCGGUCGUCCCACGCAUCGAUUGCCCGCGCGCACGCGCCCGUAGUUUUGCCGUCUUCGCCACCCAAGCAACCUAUAUAGCGCCGCGCGGAAGUGUCUCGGCUUCCUCUUCAUCCGCCGCGUCGCGUCGCAGUGGGAGGGAGGGAUGGAUCUGAAGGACGGCGACCGGAGUGGGGCGGGGGCAGCCGGGGCGCUGUCUAGGCAGGGGUCGAUCUACUCGCUGACGUUCGACGAGUUCCAGAGCACGCUCGGCGGGAUGGGGGGAGGGCUCAGCAAGGACUUCGGCUCCAUGAACAUGGACGAGCUGCUGAGGAGCAUCUGGACCGCGGAGGAGAGCCAGGCCAUGGCGUCGGCGUCCGCGGCGCCCGGCGAGGAGAGGGCGCUGCAGAGGCAGGGCUCCCUCACCCUGCCCCGCACGCUAAGCGUCAAGACGGUGGACGAGGUCUGGCGGGACUUCGUGCGCGAGCCGCCGCCGGAAGUUGCCGGCGCUGGCGCCGGGGAGCCGCAGCCCAGCAGGCAGCCAACCCUCGGGGAGAUGACGCUGGAGGAGUUCCUGGUCAAGGCCGGGGUCGUCCGGGAGAACCCCGCCGCCGCGGUGGCUGCGGCUGCGGUCCCCGCGCUGCCGGUGGCUCCGCGGCCGAUUCAGGCGGUCAAUAAUGGCUCCUCUAUCUUUUUCGGGAACUUUGGGGGAGCCAAUGACACCGGGGCGGGUGCGAUGGGGUUUGCGCCGGUGGGGAUGGGGGAUCCGGCCAUGGGAAAUGGGCUGAUGCCUGGGGUAGCAGGGAUGGCAGGUGCUGCGGUCACUGUGAGUCCGCUGGAUACGACGGUGGCCCAGCUGGAUUCUGUGGACAAGGGGAAUGGGGACCUGUCGUCGCCGAUGGCACCGGUGCUGUACCCCUUUGAGGGGGUGAUUAGGGGGAGAAGGAGCAGUGGUGGUGUGGAGAAGGUGGUGGAGCGGCGGCAGAAGAGGAUGAUCAAGAACAGGGAGUCGGCGGCUAGAUCCCGUGCCCGGAAGCAGGCAUAUACAAUGGAGUUGGAAGCUGAAGUUCAGAAACUUAAGGAACUGAACGCAGAAUUGCAAAAGAAACAGGAAGAAAUUAUGGAAAUGCAGAAAAACCAGGUCCUGGAAGUGAUCAGCAACCCGUAUGCACAAAAGAAACGCUACCUGCAGAGAACAUUGACAGGCCCCUGGUAAUUGAGAUGUUGAUGAUCGGACUUGACAAGAUAUUUAACAUUGUGGUACUUGUACAUAUUGUCAGGAUUUGGAAACCCCGAAUGUCUGUUGUAUAUUAGUGAUCAACAGAGUCUAGUGUACCAGUGCUUCUCCUGUCAUUGUGCUUCUUUGAUUUAUAGUCUUGCAAGUCAGCUUUAUUGCACC
Phragmites australis (common reed) is the source of this 1535-nucleotide messenger RNA. RefSeq names its product bZIP transcription factor TRAB1-like. Gene Ontology annotation, biological process: positive regulation of DNA-templated transcription. The coding region runs from base 303 to 1352 and encodes 349 amino acids. The transcript has 4 exons. Lineage: Eukaryota; Viridiplantae; Streptophyta; Magnoliopsida; Poales; Poaceae. Gene Ontology annotation, cellular component: nucleus. Gene Ontology annotation, molecular function: DNA-binding transcription factor activity. The record is from RefSeq and is a predicted model, not a curated record.